Molecule: messenger RNA, 3693 nt
Organism: Glarea lozoyensis ATCC 20868
Lineage: Eukaryota; Fungi; Ascomycota; Leotiomycetes; Helotiales; Helotiaceae
Product: DNA repair protein MutS, III
Exons: 4
Coding region: 1-3693 (1230 amino acids)
Biological process (GO): mismatch repair
Cellular component (GO): nucleus; MutSalpha complex
Molecular function (GO): ATP-dependent DNA damage sensor activity; ATP binding; mismatched DNA binding
Source: RefSeq, a predicted model, not a curated record
AUGGGAAAGCCAACGGACAACACAGAUGCGACUCCAGCACGCCCACCACCCUCGUUGAAGAAGCAAGCCUCGAGUAGCACCCAACGAUCGAUACAAAGUUUCUUUACCAAAUCAUCUCCUGCCAAUGGGUCUUCUGUAUCCACUCCGACGAAUGGCGCCUUGAAGGUUAAUGGCACUGGUAGUGCGGUGAAUGCAAUGGCGAAACCCAAGUCUGUCGCCUGUGUAAAGAAACCUGCAUUCAAAAAGCCCGCCAUGAGAAAUGCCACUCCGGUGGCUAGCAGCGAUGCCGCCGGACCGUCCAGCUCACAGGAGAACGAGAAUGGAGGAAUUGACGACGAAGACAUGCUAGCAUUACUAUCGCCGGCGAAGAAAGUUGCAAAAAAGGAAAUAGAUGAGACGAGCAUGGUGAAACUGGGCAGCAGCCCCUCGCGCAAGGCAAAGAAGGUGGUCAGUUAUGCAGAGUCCGACGACGAUGAUGACGACGAUGCGUUCGACCCCGCUGGAAUAAAAUCAAGGCCGCCGAGAUCUAGGAAGACAAAGAUACUCCCAGAAAGCGAAGAUGAGGAUAUCUUUGUGGCUGGCGACGAUGCACCUCUGGAUGAUGAUGCAGAUAUGGACGAUUUUGUCGUUGACGAUGAUUCCGAUGCUCCAGUGAAACGCUCAACUAAGCGAAAGCGUCCAACAACAGCGAGCACUUCGCGUAAAAGAUCAAACAUCUCUCCUCCCACCUCUUAUACUCAGACUCAAGAUGACGAUGAGGUUAUUCCCGGAACCUCUACCGCCCAGCAGUGGAAAUAUGAUCCCGAAAAUACAGAACCACUCCAGCCAAGAUCGGCAAACAUUCAGAAAAGGCCAACAUCUGGGAAGCAAAAGAAGGAAAAGGCAUGCAAAAGUGAGCCCGAGAAGAGGUAUACUUGGUUAGCGAAGCUUGAAGAUCUUGAUCGAAAUCCAAUCGGGCAUCCAGACUACGAUCCUCGUACGGUCUAUAUUCCCCCGAAUGCGUUUGCAAACUUCUCUCCUUUCGAAAAGCAGUACUGGGAGAUAAAACAGAAGUUCUUCGACACCAUAGUGUUCUUUAAGAAAGGAAAAUUCUAUGAACUCUAUGAAAAUGAUGCGACAAUUGGCCAUCAGCUCUUCGACCUAAAGCUUACUGAUCGCGUAAACAUGCGAAUGGUGGGUGUGCCAGAGAUGUCUCUGGAUCACUGGGCGAACCAAUUCGUCGCGAAAGGCUUCAAGAUAGCCCGUGUUGAUCAAAUGGAGUCCGCACUUGGCAAAGAGAUGCGCGAAGCAGACGAUGGAGGCAAGAAAGGAAAACCCUCCAAAGCAGAUAAAAUCAUCAGGCGAGAGCUAGCCUGCGUCCUAACGGGAGGAACUUUGGUUGAAGGAAGCAUGUUGCAAGAUGAUAUGGCGACUUUCUGUGUUGCUAUAAAAGAGUCUGUCGUAGACGAUCUCCCAGCCUUUGGAAUCGCUUUCGUGGACACGGCCACCGGACAGUUCUUCCUCUCCUACUUCGUGGAUGAUGUGGAUUUGACAAAGUUUGAAACGAUCGUAGCACAAACUCGGCCGCAGGAGCUACUGCUGGAAAAGUCAUGUAUAUCUACCAAGGCACUGCGGAUAUUGAAGAACAAUACCGGUCCAACGACGAUUUGGAAUCAUUUCAAACCUGGCAAAGAAUUUUGGGCAGCUGAUGUUACUAGACGAGAACUUGAUUGUAGUGGGUAUUUUACUACCGACGAACCUGGUGGAAAAGAGGUCUGGCCGGAAAAUCUGGAGAAAGCCAGAGACAAUGAUCUGCUCAUGUCCUCUUUCGGUGCCCUCACUCAGUAUCUUCGAACCCUUAAGCUCGAACGCAAUCUACUGACCCAAGGCAAUUUCACAUGGUACAAUCCCAUUCAAAAGGGAACGACUUUAGUUCUCGAUGGUCAAACACUUAUUAAUCUGGAGAUUUUCGCCAACACCUUUGACGGUAGCACGGAUGGUACACUUUUCGCAUUGCUCAAUCGCUGCGUUACUCCAUUUGGCAAGCGGAUGUUCCGUCAAUGGGUGUGCCAUCCAUUAGCAGAUGCUUCAAAGAUCAAUGAGCGGCUCGAUGCUGUUGACAUGAUUAAUGCAGAUCGGAGUCUUAGUGAUCAGUUCAUCUCUUCCAUGACUCGAAUGCCAGAUUUGGAACGGUUGAUAUCUCGCAUACAUGCAGGUGUAUGCAAACCGGAUGACUUUGUCCGAGUAUUGGAUGGAUUUGAGCAGAUCGAGUACACCAUGAGUCUUCUAGGCGCAUUUGGUGGCGGGGCCGGUAUCGUGGACAGAUUGAUUAAUGCUAUGCCAGAUCUCAGCGAGCCAUUGAAGUGGUGGAAAACAGCAUUCGAUCGAUCAAAAGCCAGAGAAUACAAGCUGCUUGUACCUGAACGUGGAAUCGAGGAAGAGUUCGACGAGAGCCAAGACAACAUUGCAGAAGUUGAAGCUGCACUCCAAACACUACUCCAAAAGGCACGAAAGCAAUUGGGUGGCAAUAGCUCAAAGAUCAAUUUCAAAAAUAUCGGUAAGGAAGUUUAUCAGAUCGAGGUGCCUACGUCUAUCACGGUCCCCAAAGGUUGGAGCAUGAUGUCCACCGCUGCUGGAUUCAAGCGGUAUUACAACCCUGAAUUGAAGGGUCUUAUCCGACAGUUACAAGAAGCGCAAGAGACACAUGGACAAAUUGUCAAGCAAGUAGCUGGACGCUUCUACAAACGGUUUGACGAGAGUUAUGCCACAUGGUUGCAGGCUGUCAAAGUUAUUGCCCAGCUCGAUUGUCUGAUCAGUUUAGCGGCAGCUUCAGCAGCUCUUGGCGAACCAAGUUGUAGACCUACGUUUGUUGAAGCAGAACGUAGUGUUGUUGAGUUUGAAGAGCUACGGCAUCCAUGCAUGCUUUCGAAUGUUACCGAUUUCAUUCCAAACGAUGUCAAGCUUGGUGGGGAUGCGGCAAGCAUUAAUCUGCUGACUGGUGCUAACGCUGCUGGAAAAUCGACGAUCUUGCGAAUGACAUGCGUUGCUGUUAUAAUGGCUCAAAUCGGUUGCUAUAUUCCCUGUGUAUCUGCUACACUCACGCCUUGUGAUCGCAUCAUGUCUCGACUCGGAGCCAAUGACAACAUAUUCGCAGCACAGAGCACAUUCUUUGUAGAGUUAUCGGAAACUAAGAAAAUCCUCUCAGAGGCAACACCUCGCUCGCUUGUGAUCUUAGAUGAAUUAGGCCGCGGUACAAGUUCUUACGAUGGUGUUGCAGUGGCCCAAGCUGUCCUUCAUCACGUCGCAAGUCAUAUAGGCUGCACCGGCUUCUUCGCAACACACUAUCAUUCUCUAGCCACCGAAUUCUCGGGGCAUCCAGAAAUCGCACCAAAACGAAUGCAGAUCCACGUCGACGAAGCGAAUCGAGAAGUGACCUUCCUCUAUAGACUCGAAGACGGCGUAGCCGAAGGAAGUUUCGGUAUGCAUUGUGCGGCCAUGUGCGGAAUCCCUACGAAAGUCAUCGAUCGAGCUGAAAUUGCAGCGAAGGAAUGGGAACAUACGAGUCGUUUGAAGGAGAGUUUGGAGAAGGCGAGGAGUGGUUGCUAUAUCCCGCUUGGGGUGCAGAGUGAUGUCUCGUGGAUACUGAAUGAAGAUGGCGAAGGCUUUGACGAGAGGGGUCUUGAUGUUCUGAUGAAGGCUAUCGAAGCUUUGUAA